UGGGUGGGGGAAGGAGAGGAAGAGGAGGGGGCGGCGGCGGCCAGAGGCUGGACGGAUCCGCGCGGCGACGGCGCGCAAGCCGGGAGGAGGAGGCGCGGAGGAGGAGGCAAGGCGAGAGCAGCGCGGCCAAGUUGCCCGGCUCGGGAUGCAUUCGGACUGCCGGCUGCUGCGCCCGAGACGCGGGGUAUGGUGAGCAGCCCGGAGCGCCCGCUCCCCCGGGGGACCCGGUCGGCGCUGGCCUCCCUCCUCCUCCUCCUGUUGCUGCUCAGGCGGGACGCGGCGGCGCAGAAAGGUGAUGGAUGUGGACAUACCGUUUUAGGUCCUGAAAGUGGGACUUUUACAUCUAUUAACUACCCGCACGCCUAUCCAAACAGCACUGUGUGUGAAUGGGAGAUUCGAGUAAAGCCCGAGCAGAGAGUGCAGCUCAAAUUUGGGGAUUUCGAUAUUGACGAUUCAGAUUCUUGCCAUUUUAAUUACGUGAGAGUUUAUAAUGGAAUUGGACCCACAAGGACAGAAAUAGGAAAAUACUGUGGUUUAGGCUUACAGAUGGAGAAUUUAAAUGAAUCAAAGGGUAAUGAAGUUACAGUACAAUUCAUGAGUGGCAUACACUUCUACGGACAUGGGUUUCUUGCAUCCUAUUCAACCACUGACAAAGCAGAUUUAAUAACGUGUUUAGACACUGCAAGUCAGUUUUCUGAGCCAGAGUUCAGUAAAUAUUGCCCAGCUGGAUGUGUGCUUCCUUUUACUGAUGUUUUUGGGACUGUUCCUCACGGUUACAGAGAUUCGUCCUCCAUUUGCAUGGCUGGGGUGCAUGCAGGAGUGGUGUCCAACGUCCUAGGAGGUCAGAUCAAUGUUGUAAUCAGCAAAGGCAUUCCAUACUAUGAAAGUUCUCUGGCUAACAAUGUCACAUCAAAAGCAGGAGCACUGUCUUCAGGUCUCUUCACUUUCAAAACUAGUGGUUGCUACGGGACACUGGGAAUGGAGUCUGGAGUCAUUGCUGAUUCGCAGAUUAAUGCAUCGUCAUUUCUCGAAUGGCCUGAGCAAGUGGGGCAACCCAGCACCUGGAGACCAGAAAGAGCCAGGUUGAAAAGGCCUGGACACUCUUGGGCAGCUUUUACCAAUGAUGGAUAUCAGUGGUUGCAAAUAGACCUAAACAAAGAGCAACGCAUAACAGGUAUAAUAACCACUGGAUCCACCUUAGCAGAGUACCAUUAUUAUGUCUCUGCCUACAGGAUUCUGUACAGGAACGAUGGGCAGAAGUGGACAGUAUACAAAGAACCUGGUGUUGAGAGGGAUAAAGUAUUUCAAGGAAACACUGGGUAUUAUCAAGAAGUCCGCAAUAACUUCAUUCCACCCAUUAUUGCUCGUUUCAUCAGAAUAAACCCUUUGAAGUGGCAUCAGAAAAUCGCAAUGAAAGUUGAACUGCUAGGAUGUCAGUUUAGUGUUGUUCGGGCUCCAAGACCUACAGUACCCCCACCACCCAGGAACAGCAAUGACUUUCCCUCGCACACUGAUAAAACCACCUUCACUCCAGAGAUCAAGAACACUACAGUGGCUCCAAGUGUAACCAAAGAUGUGGCAUUGGUAGCUGUUCUGGUUCCUGUGUUGGUCAUGGUCCUCACCACCCUCAUCUUGAUCUUAGUUUGUGCCUGGCAUUGGAGAAACAGAAAGAGAAAAUCAGAAGGAACCUAUGACAUACCAUAUUGGGAUCGUGCAGGUUGGUGGAAAGGCAUGAAGCAGUUUCUUCCUGCCAAGUCUGUAGAGCACGAGGAAACGCCCGUUCGUUACAGCAGCAGUGAAGUUAGUUGCCUUAGAUCAAGAGAAGUUGCAACCAUGUUACAAACCCAAACUGCAGAGUAUGCACAGCCGCUGGUGGGAGGAAUUGUUGGCACACUUCACCAGAGAUCAACCUUUAAACCUGAAGAAGGAAACGAAACAAGCUAUGCUGAUAUGGAUCCUUACAAUUCACCCGAGCAAGAGAUUUACCAUGCCUAUGCUGAACCGCUACCUAUCACUGGACCAGAAUAUGCAACACCAAUUGUGAUGGAUAUGUCAGGUCAUCCUGCAGCUCCUCUGGGCAUUUCUACUGUAUCUACUUUCAAAGCUCCAGGAAAUCAAGCCGCUCCCAUAGUUGGGGCAUACAGCAAACUUGUUUCCAGAUCAGAUAGUUCAUCGCCUACUCGAGUACUCUACGACACACCCAAAGGAAUGCCAGGACUCAAUCCCACAGAUGAAUUGGUAUACCAGGUGCCACAGAACAUGCCACAUUCCACAGAGAAGAAAGAAGAUGUUAGUUAGAGAAUGUGGCUUUCAAAAAUUAAAUCCUUUGGAGAUCACUUUUUGCAUUGGGAGAAAAAUGUGUGACUUGAUGGAGCCCAAAAAAUGAGUCAAUUGCCCUUUUGAGGGUCUGUACACAACUACUGCUUUCCUGUUUAUAGAAUGAUGGGCUUUCCAUUCACUACUGAUGGGCACUACAUUUUUUUGCUAGACAGGUGUGAGAAGCUUUCAAAGAUGCUGAAUCGCUGAGUGUAAAUACAUGCUCCACAACAGAUAUAUAAUGUGCCACUAUAGAUAUAUAAUUAAUCAAAAUGAUCUAUGGUCCAUGAGCCAAGAAAAGGAAAGGUACUGUUCUGGAUAUAGAAAAAGUCACUGAGUCCAAGAAACCAAUUUCAAAUUAAUUGAUAUCUAGCAGGCUGGUAUUUUCAUAAGGCUUCACAUUGUAAAAGUAAACUGAUUAUUGUGCUUCCUGUAACAGGAAGUUAGUGGCAAUUAUAAGGAAAAUUGAUCCCUAAAAUUAACAAGAGUUUCCUUUGUUGAUUUCUUUGAUGAAAUCAAUUAGUAGUGUAGAAAAUACCUGGAAUCUCUGGCAAGCAUGACUUGCUAUACACUAGUAAUCACUCGCUCUUGAUCCCUUUGGAGUAGCUUCGUAUGAAUUCUGUUCUCCCUACUUUUUUAAAAAAAUACCAGGGUGCUCCUUUCUAUUUCCUAGGGGGGCGAAUUCCCUGAAGAUGAUACAUUUGCUAAAAUUUGUUACAGGGCUAAAAAGGACCUUGGUGGGAAUCCUUGGCUCAACUAAAACUAUAAUUUCUAUAAAAAAAAUACCCCAAAGCCCUCCAAUGAUGGCCUCAAACAGCAUUUUUUUUUUUAGAUUAAAGGAAGGGAUAUUUUUAAGGAGGGAAGGAUAAGUUCACUUCUGUAAAACAUAAGCACACUGGCAUCAUUGCAUGUAGGUUUUUAAUGUAAAUCAGGGUGUCUUUACAUGCAUAGAUGAACAGCUUGGUUUUCCAAUAUGAUUUUAGGUCUAUGCCUUAAGAAAAUGCAUAUAUGCAUUGAUGUCAUGGAGCCUUCUGAAUGCGAGGUGGCGAUUAGAUUGAAAUAUAGCAAUGUUUAAAGUAUUGGCAUUUGAUCUACUAUGUAUUGCAUAAAAAAUAACUCUUUUUCACCCCCAGAUUCUUCAAGUUCAAAAUUAUCAUACAAUCUCAUUUGGGACUAAAGGUAUUUCACCUUCUAACUCCUAGUGGAAUUAUUUUUCCAAGGUUUAUAUACUUGAAACCAGUUAGUAACUUUGUGCACAAUGAGAAUUGCUGAAAGCAUAGCUGUAUAACCUACAAGCCAGUCUCCCUUUGGCCAUGCUUUAAAUGUGUAUAUAUUUUUUAAAAAGCACAUUAGGGUGACAUGAAAAGAAUGCUGUGUUUUUAUUGUAUUAUAACAGCACUGUAGCGAUGAUGUAGAACAGAUAAAUGUGAUAUCCCUUCUAUACGCAAUAGCCCAGUUUUAUGGACUUCAUUAUGAACAUAUAGUUCAAAAGAAUAUUGGGUAUUAUCCCGUUGUGUCCGUCUGCUAGCAGAGCAGAUGGUCCACUUGCAGAAUGAGACUUUCUCCCUUCCUUUCCUCCUCUGCACGACACCAAAUCUGCUUCAGAGAGAGAGAAGGUGGCAGGGGGUUGAAGGGUAAGGAAGCUAAAAUCCACUUGUGCUGUAUUGGAUACUGCUCAUUUCUACUUUUCUCGUCUGUAUUGUUGAAUGCACAAUAUAUCUCAAUGUAGCUGGCUGGAAAGGUAAAUCAUGACAAUCACAACUCUUAAAUGUAGAUAGUACUCCUUAGCCCAGCUUUCUCCAGCCUUGGGCCCCUUGGGCCCCUAUAGCUGGGACUGAAGCCCAUAACUGCUUGAGAGCAACAGCCUUACUCCAAUACAGUGGUGCCUCGCUUAACGAAUGCCCUGCUUAACGAAAUUUCUGCUUAACGAAAGGUUUUUUCUAGCGGAGGUUGCCUCGCUAGACGAAUUCGUUUUACGAAAAAUUCAUCUAGCGAAUCGCGGUUUCCCAUAGGAAUGCAUUGAAAUUCAAUUAAUGCGUUCCUAUGGGCAAAAAAAAAAUUCCAAAAAAAAUUUCAAUGCAUUCCUAUGGGAUU
Zootoca vivipara (common lizard) is the source of this 4410-nucleotide messenger RNA. It is a transcript of the gene DCBLD2, whose product is annotated as discoidin, CUB and LCCL domain containing 2. Gene Ontology annotation, cellular component: plasma membrane. The record is from RefSeq and is a predicted model, not a curated record. Lineage: Eukaryota; Metazoa; Chordata; Lepidosauria; Squamata; Lacertidae. Gene Ontology annotation, biological process: wound healing. Gene Ontology annotation, molecular function: signaling receptor activity.